Messenger RNA from Drosophila mauritiana, 300 nucleotides. RefSeq lists its product as uncharacterized. Lineage: Eukaryota; Metazoa; Arthropoda; Insecta; Diptera; Drosophilidae. Bases 118 to 300 code for a protein of 60 amino acids. The record is from RefSeq and is a predicted model, not a curated record. The transcript has a single exon.
UUGGUACGUAGGCGGAAUUGAAGCAUUUGUGUCAAUAUUUGCAAAUCUAAAAAUGAAAGGUAUAAAAUUGAGCAACUACCCCCGGGAAAAUAUCACUGUCGCAACAGAGCAAUCAAGAUGAAGUUCUUCGCCAUUCUUUUCCUUCUGUGCGCCAUUGCUGGAUUCGCUGCGUCCUCCAGCACGACAACCACGACGGAAGCCUCCUCUUAUGCUUCAACAACUUCGACCGCUCCAUCUCCAGUUCCGUGCGGAAAUGGGCCCCAAGGACCAUGUGGCAAAAAACUAUACUUUUUCUACUAA